CCGGGCUACGCCGCGCCGCGCCGCAAUACGAGCCCGGCGGCAGCUGCGACCCCGGCUGCUUUCCUCGUCGUCCGCCGCCGCCGGGGACACCCCUUCCCCGGGACGUGCGGAGGAGAGCGCGGGCGGCAGCACUCGGGGUGUCCCCGCAUGGAAUCGCUGCUGGGUACGCUCGCCAGAGAGCAGCACCAGGGAGAAAAGAUGGAACGGCAUCUGGGGAAGAUAGUGCACACCCAGCGGAAUCUCUUCGGCCCGGUAGACCACGAGCAGCUGCACUGGGACUUCCAGCACAUGCUGCGCAGCAACAUCGAAAGGGCCCAGCAGAAGUGGAACUUCGAUUUCCUACAGGAUGUGCCAAUGGAAGGAUUCCUGCAGUGGGAAGAGCUGAGGGGCCAUGAGGUGCCGACCUUCUAUCACAGCUGCGUGGUGAGAGAGAGCCGGAGGCCACUGCGGCACCUGAACCGGCCCCUGUGCAGGGAGGAAAAGGCUCACCGGUUGACCCUGACAGCACUGGCAGAGAAACCAAAGGCUUCCAAGCAAACAGCAGUUGGGAAGGUCCCAGAAGGAAAGAGAAGAAGGCAGACGUCUUUAACAGAUUACUACUCAGGGAAGAAGCGAAUCAGGAUGAAUACACAAGCUGCUGCAAAGAAGCCAACUGCUCGAAAGCAAGCAUUGGUCUGUCCUGUACCAGAGAGGUUACAAGCAUCUGCUGGGUUUCCUCAGCAUUGAGAAACUUCUGUGCAGGAUUGGACCCUUAAGGACAUCACGCUAAGGUGUAUAUUGAUGACAGUGAUCUCACAAAUACAAAAACUUUUGUUGGAAUGAGUUCAGGCCAAAUCAACUGGAAACACUUCAGUGAGAAAUUACUAGCCUUAAAAAACACUAGUUAGCACAUGUGAACUCUACAGGAUUCGGUGAAGUUUAAUGUGCACUAAAAAUCACUGGACAUGAGAAAAUGAUGAACACUUUAAAAAAAAAAACAAAACAGCACCUCUAUGUGUGUAAUGCUGUUCUUGGACAUGUCAGUGUACUGUUGGGAUUUUUUAUAUUGUUAUGUCUUUGCAUAUCCUUUUUUUUUCCUUAAAGCAGGGUGACUCAUAGCACCAUCUCAUUUUUACAGAUCUGACAACUAAAAAUAAUUCCCAGGCACAUCUGUGGUUUUUAUCAGGUACAAAAUUUUUUGCUUACAGCUAUUCAGAGCAUAAGUAACAGCACUUGGGUGCCAAGUAUUACUGGAUUGUAAAUGGAGAAAGCUGAAAUUAUUUGGGAAAGUUUCCAUUUAUAUCAGCAGCCAUGUUAACUCUGUAUGUCUGCCCACCAUGGAAGAUCUGGGUAGUUCAGCUUGUUAUGAGUACAUGUUUCCAGAUAUACUCUUGCAUCUUUCAAGUCAUUCCUAUUAUCAGCUGCGUAAAAAUUCACUUGUUAUUUUCAGCUAUGCUACUCCAUCUAGGACUUUGAAUUUGCAGUGUAAAUUAGGAUAAAAUUUGCUGUGCAUUCAUCUACAGUUUUCAAAAAUGCCUGCUGCUUGUAAGAACGUGCUACAAAAGAGGUAAACUAUUUAGUUGCUUUUAGUACUUUUUUCAUACUAAGAUUGUUUUUGUAAGAAGAGAAAGGGCAUUAAUAACACCUCUUGACAUUGUGUGGACCGCUUUUUCUGUGGCAUUUAUUAACAGACUUUUCCAUCACCUACUUUUUAUUUCCCUUUUUCAUUCCCCUGACUAGUUUGGAUAACUGAGGUUUUACAGCACAUAAUAAUCAGUGGGUAAAACAGAAAAAGAAACCUAUAAAAUAUACACUCUAAAUUAUACUGCUGCAUAUAGCCAUAAGAUGCACGUGAUGUUUAAUGAACACAUUUGGUAAGAGCUUUGUAAAUGUCAGCUUUUUUAGGACAUUGUGCAAUGGUGGAAUACUACUUUUCAUCUUGAAUCUAAACAAGCCAAGGUUUAUCUUGGGCAGGAAGAGCCAACAUGCGCAUGCAUGUGCAUGUCAGUUGUGCACACAGCAGUUGAAGUAAGGAAGUAAUACAUCCUGCACUGCACGCAAUGUCAGGAUGGUUUAGAGCAUUUAUUUUUUUCCCAUUAAGAGCUACAGUGAUCAGAUGUAAAUAAUGUUUGCCCCCAAAUGGCAAAAAAACAGCGAUGAUUUGUUUCUAUAUGCUGAGACAAAUAUGCUCAGCAAAUUGCUCUUGGAACCUGUUUCCAGAUGCAUGCAAGAGAGUCACAAGAAGAGAUUUUCUCUCCUGGGUUUGUGAUGUAAUGAGGAAUAAAACUUGCUCCAGCUGAUGUCAGAGGCAUUUUUACACAGCUGAAGCCAGAUAAGUGUCAACCUUGGCAAGUGCUGCUAGUCAUGCAUUCGGUGUGUUUAUGACUGGACCGCUCUGUAACAAGCUUCUCACCACGUUGAGAUAUAGGUGAGCAGUUGGACAAUUCGUGUGAUUAUUUUUAAACUCGACUUGUGAUUAGAACAGACUAACCUACAUUUUUUUAAGUGUAGUGUUUUUCUUUAAUCAGAAAAAUUGCACAACAGUUUUCCCAUGUGCUUGUGACUUUCAAAUCAGACCAAUGACACUGAGCUACAACUUUUUGUUUUGUUGCAAGGUUACUUGCAGAAUUACUUUCUGACCAGGAUGACAUGGGUUGUGCAUAAAAGGCUGUAAGUUUGUCAUGGACAUGUGAAGUAGUGUGGGGUCUUUUUCUUUCAAGAGGAGAAGGGGUGCUUCUCCUUAUUAGGGGUGACGAUGACUGUUGAUGCAUUGCUGUCCCAGAAGAGCAAGGAAGAAUCUUUGCAUUUUCACAUCAGUUCUGUAAUACCCCACUGCUUAAAUGGACAUUUAAAGUGAAAUAUGUGCUUCAAAUACUUUGUCACCAGGACUCAUAAUGUCCUAUGAAUUUUGUUGAAGGGUUAUUUAAAUGUUCAGCAACAGGUUUUUUUUUGGAUAAUAGGGCAGAUACUGGUCUUAGAGUUGAAUGUCAGAAUUUCAGAAAGAAAGGUAAAGGCCCUGGCUGAAAAUGCAGCUUGUGUUUAUUGCAUCUUAAUUAGCUAUGACUGUGAAUUCAGUAGUAGGUCAGAAAAGAGAUUUCUGACAAUGAGACAAGGUAGUAUCCUUCUGCUUGCUGACUGUGCUUACUAAUGUUCUUUUCAUUUCAAUGACAAAAUUCAUUUCAAUGACAAAAUAUUGGAAAUAAGUGUACAGAACAGAUAGGGCAAAGGAAAAGUUUUCAUGCCUGUGUUUUCAAUUGGAAAUUCUCAUACAUGCACUACAGGUCCUAAUCGCCUGCUUAUUGUAUCUCCACUAACCUGCAGUGGAAGUGCUUUGGUUUACAGCAGAAGAGAAUGAGGUUGAGUAGUUUUGCACUAGUUCCUUUAACUACCUUAAAUCAACAAGCAGCUAACCAUGUGAAGUCAUUGCCUCUUUUCUACAUGCACGAGUUUUUAAAGAUUUAUUAUUUAAAAGAAGGUUUCUGCUAUGUUUUUUUCAUGUGUGACAGCCAAAAAUAACAACAAAAAUCUAAUUAGUGUCUGAGUUUAAUCAUCAACUGAGCACAUAAAACAUAUCAGUCUUUAUUUCAUUACUGUGCUCAACAGAGAAACAUUGAAACAUGGAAUAUUUCAUUAUUUUGUUCAUGUUGUAAAUUGCACUUUUUUGUUAAACAGACUAUACAGAAAGGGAGAUGCAUCAUUGUUUAGCAACACUGUAAUAAUGAUAUUUUGUUUUUAUACAAUGGAUGUCUAGCACAUUCCUGUUCUUCAAGUGAGGCAGCAGACCUGACUGAACAAACAAUACGCUGAAGCUUUGAUCUGCUUCACCAUGGCACAAUCAACAUACUGGAUGCACUAAGUGUAAUUCCAUACUAAAUCAGGUCAGGGCUUCUUUGCUGACCUGUGAAUUGGAUCGACAGCAUGGGUGCAUGCCUUUCUAUCAAACCUCACAACUGUUCUCUCUUAGAGGCAAGGAGGUAUGUUCUGAAACAUAAGGAAUCAGAGCAUUAGGGAAAUGAUAGCAGCACUGUUUAAGGUCUUAUGCAGCUGAGUAGGGGCUGCACAGCAGAAGAGAGACCACAUCAGAUAUCCAUGGUACACUGUAACCUUGGCAUGCUGCUAACGAGGUACAAGCAUACCUGCUUGAUCCCUUUCCUUCCCAUUUUUAGUAUGAUGCGUGUGUGAUUUGGGGCCAUAUAGUACUCAGUAUCCAUAGUCUAGCUCCCACGGUACCAUCAUCUGACCAGUGUGUACAUUUGGGGAAUAUAUAGUUCCGAUUUUUUUCUGACUGAGAUAAUGCAUCCCACAUGCAACACAACCUUAGCUGAAAAUGGGAUAGAACGUCCCCCAGAACAGCCCUUGCACUAGCUUUAUAUUUUGUAUAAAAACAAAUAUAAACUCAGGUAUACAUCAUUUUAACAAAUUCCUGUCAGUAGCAACCAGAGAAAGUUGUUUCAUUUGGGCAGGGUAGCCAAGAAAAGAAUUCCUCUGCACUCUUUCAUUUUUUUUUCAGGAUGGUACUUCCUUCUAUUUAAGCAGCUCCUGUGCAAACUGUUGGUAAGUAUCCCUUUGGAGGAUAGCUUUGGUUUCUUGGAGAAUGUACUCUAGUACGUUUCAUUCAUCCACCAUUAUCUUUCUGAUUCUUGCUUACACGCUUCCGAGAUGUGCCUUAAUGUCACAGAAAUGUUGGCCUGGAAGGGAACCUAAGAAAUCACCUAGCCCAUUACUCUGCACCCUAGCAAUAUCAGAACUGACUUAUUCCAAAGAUUGUGAACUGCUGUGGGAGAUUAUUUGCUCCAUCCAUGUGGCAAAUUUAAUGGGUAGCCCUAGUCAACAAAAUUCCUCUGGAGAUUGAAAGGAUAUGUGCUACACAAGGUGCUUGCUUUCAGGUAUCAAUUUUCCUCUGCUUGUUUUAUUGCAGUACUGUCAUUUCAAUUAUACCUAAAAAAUUAGUGUGCUGAACCAUUUGAUUGUUGGAUGUGGAUAUUUGCAAGGUCAUCAAUAAUUGCUAGUGCAUAUACUUGCUUUAAUAGCUAAACACUCUUAAUUGUCUUUCAUGCAGAUAGGUUCCUCUUUUGUUUCUGCACUGCUCUAACCUGGACCCCCUGUGUUGUUCUCCCUGUGGAGUUCCACUUUUUACAAUUGAUCAACUUCAAACACGAUGUUGGCAGAGCUGACCUGCAGCCCAGAAAGUGCGGUUCUGUGGUGAAUGUGUCAUGGUUUCCCACUAAGGUGUCACAAGAGAAAAAACUUUUUUUUUCUUUAUUUAUUUUCUAAGGUUGUUUGUUUGUUUGUUUGCUUGCUUAGGAAAUGCUGCCUGUUUUAGUUUGAACGAUCUGUUUCCUUGGCAAAUAAAUAAAUAAAAUACAUACAUACUUACAUACAUAAGGCUAUCAGGUGUUUAAAGCUGUUAAAUUUCCAAAAGCAAGAGGGUUUGCCCUAGUGUCCUAGACACCAUCUUGGUAAUUGCAUCUUCCCUAACUAAAACCUUCUUACAGGUUCAUGCCAUUCUUCCUGUCCUGCUGAAAUAUUUUGCAGAGAGCUGCUGUGACAUUGUGUGUUAAACAUCUGCCACAAGUUUGUGCAGAAUUCAAUCACAGAUGAAGUGAUCCAUGAUACAUGGCAUGCAUAUACACAGAUUUUUAUUACGGUGGCUUCUAUUGACCUGUAAGAAUUAUUUAGGAGAAGCACUUUUGAAGAAAUCAGCUCAGUGUCUAAAUAUGGCUUCAUUUGAGGCCUCUAUUACAGAUUAUUUUUUCCCAUCCCAUCUCUUAUAAGGAGGCACUGAGAAAUGGCAGAUGCAUGUGAUCAGCUGUGUUUAUAAGACAAUAACCUUUACUCUGCCCAUUAAUCCACUCCAUAAAUACAACAUACAUUCCAGAGUGCUGUGCUGCCCCUACCAUCAGCGGAUAAAAACAACACGUAUGCACCUGCUAAAUAAAUAUUUUCCCCAGCCUCAUACGAAUGUGACAUUUCUUCCUUGCAAUUAUGCUGGCAAGAGGUCAGAGAGUACCGAAAAGUUCAUCCUACAGUGCUGAUGGCUAAGAUAAACUCACAAGGAGAGAGGAGUGCACUGCACAAGUGAUUUUCCGCACUAGCUGAGGACAUCUAGUGGUCCAUAAAACUUCAGACAAUCAUCCACAUACCAGUUAUAAGCAUUAUUAAAAAUAACAAGCCCUACAUAUUCUCACGCCACAGCAGUAAGGAGAAAAAAAUGGAGAAAAUAAGGAUGUAUGGAAGUGUCUGGUGUUUAGCUGCUGUAAAUGAAACUACUGUGGCAGCAGCAAUAUAAUUGGUGUAAGGUUCUUUAUCCUAAAAAGUUAGGUGGUCCUUGUCUUAAAGAAAGUGAAGAACCACUCUCAUGAGCCUACUGAAAAAGAGAAACUCAUAGGAUCCAGGUGAUGCAUAGCACUGGCUACUGGUUUAAAUGAGCCAGGCAAUUUUACGCUUCAAAAUUAUAACAUUAUACUGAGCAGAAAACUUUACUGUGGAUAUUUUUAAAUCCCUAUCUCAGAUAUGUCUGUGGAGCUAGAGCUGGGUGAGAAUGUUUGUGAUGAAUGAAAUCUCUUUAGAACUCUGUGAUACAGAAAUCAAAGUUGUUAUUAUUUUGAAUCAUCCUGCAUCCUGUAUUUGUUUAUAUGGACUAAUCAGAGACCAUGUACACCUGUUCUUUCCAAUAUGUGUAUCUCUGUGCAUGUGUGUGUCUGUUCACAGAAAAAGUACACCCAAAUGCAUGUUAAUAAAGUUUUCUUACCCAGGAAUG
Phasianus colchicus (ring-necked pheasant) is the source of this 6739-nucleotide messenger RNA. Its product is annotated as cyclin-dependent kinase inhibitor 1-like. Lineage: Eukaryota; Metazoa; Chordata; Aves; Galliformes; Phasianidae. The record is from RefSeq and is a predicted model, not a curated record. Gene Ontology annotation, biological process: signal transduction by p53 class mediator; regulation of mitotic cell cycle. Gene Ontology annotation, molecular function: cyclin-dependent protein serine/threonine kinase inhibitor activity. Gene Ontology annotation, cellular component: nucleus.